AUGUGGUUACGGUCGGUGUGUCCAACUGAUAAAUUGACACUAACGGAAGAAAUCAAGUUGUUCACUCGAUACAUCUCACUCACGCCAAACGAACAAGAACUCCGACAAAUAAGUUAUCAAAAAGUGAGUCAACUCUUAACAAACAGAUAUCCCGGAUGCGAAGUCACGAUAUACGGGAGUUACGUCUCUGGAUUUUCAUUACCUUCCAGCGACAUUGAUUUAGUCUUAUCCUUCUCCGAAGAGGUGUCAAAAAACCAAGUGAAGAAAUUGCUCUUCAAGAUCAGUACCAUCUGUCGAUCGUCGAAAUUUCUGCGAGUCGAGGACGUAAUAACGAACGCUAAAGUCCCUAUCAUUAAACUGUUAGAUUUGGAUACAACGAUCUCUAUAGACUUGUCUAUCAACUGUGAGGGGGGUAUCGACUCCUCUGCACUUACACAUUCUCUAUUAACUUCAUCACAAUUCACACAAGAGAUAGCCCUCUUUGUUAAGUACUUAGUCUUUCAGAACAAUUUGAACGAACCGUACCAUGGCGGAAUCGGUUCAUAUGCUAUAGUCUUACUCACAGCAACAUUCUUGAAGUUCUACCCACAACAUUCCCUCGGGAGAGCACUUGUCGAGUUUCUCAAUUUCUAUGGAAACAUCUUUAAAAUGGGGAAGACGGGGGUCUCGUACCAACACGGCUUUUUUAGCUUGGUUGAGAAAAAUCUCUUUGAGGAAGACUCACUGGUCAUCGAAGACCCAUGCGACGAAGGAAAUAAUGUUGGAAGGUCGUCAUUCAAGUUCAACGCAGUUCAAUUUCUUUUCAAAAAGACGUUAAUGGGAAUCAACUUAAUCAUUAAAAACCCGGAAGGGAUGUACCUCCCAAGCGGAAGCAGGCUGGCUAAGGUCGUCGCCAUACCAAAGAGUUUACAGAAGUAUAGAGAGGCGAUUGACGCUGUUAAGUCGGAACAAAAAUCAGAAGAGAAAACAGAGGAAAAGGAAGAGGUUGAAGUCAUGAAAUCGCCUGAAAUAUACAACGAACCAUUAGUUCAGUAA
Entamoeba invadens IP1 is the source of this 1035-nucleotide messenger RNA. Its product is annotated as PAP-associated domain containing protein, putative. Lineage: Eukaryota; Evosea; Mastigamoebida; Endamoebidae. The record is from RefSeq and is a predicted model, not a curated record. Gene Ontology annotation, biological process: RNA 3'-end processing. The transcript has a single exon. Gene Ontology annotation, molecular function: poly(A) RNA polymerase activity; mRNA binding. Gene Ontology annotation, cellular component: TRAMP complex; nucleolus. Bases 1 to 1035 code for a protein of 344 amino acids.